AUGCAAGGCUCGAUUCCUUACCUACGUACACAUUUCAAAAAUAUGCACGAGUGUGCUUGUGCCGUCAAAGGAAUGACGCUUCAGCGAGCACAAACAUAUUUGAAGAACGUUAUUGAAAAGAAAGAAAUCAUUCCUUUCCGUAAAUUCAAUGGCGGUGUUGGUCGACACGCUCAAGCGAAAGUUUGGAAGACAACUCAAGGUAGAUGGCCCAAAAAGUCUGCACAGAUGCUUCUCCAACUUCUGCACAAUGCCUUCAGCAAUGGAGUAUACAAAGAUAUCAAAGGAGGUGAAGCCAGUCGUUUGUACAUAAAACACAUUCAGCUCCAAAAAUGA
Messenger RNA from Trichobilharzia regenti, 333 nucleotides. NCBI's taxonomy places the organism in Eukaryota, Metazoa, Platyhelminthes, Trematoda, Strigeidida, Schistosomatidae. The record is from the annotation of a GenBank genome assembly.